Messenger RNA from Cucurbita maxima (winter squash), 298 nucleotides. RefSeq lists its product as uncharacterized. The transcript has a single exon. Lineage: Eukaryota; Viridiplantae; Streptophyta; Magnoliopsida; Cucurbitales; Cucurbitaceae. The record is from RefSeq and is a predicted model, not a curated record. The coding region runs from base 22 to 294 and encodes 90 amino acids.
AUAAGCUCAUUGGGAUUCAAGAUGAUGGAUAAGCGCGAGGCCGAUCAGCCGAAGCGGCAACAACCGGAAAGGAAGAGCGAAAGUAAAGAGGAGAGAUUGGAGGGCAUUCCGUUGGAGACCAGUCCGUACGUGAAUUACAAGGACUUGGAAGAUUACAAAAACCAAGCCUACGGAGCCCAAGGCCAUCUCGAGCCCAAACCCAGCCGCGGAGGCGGCGGCGGUGGCUCCACCGACGCUCCCACUCUCUCCGGCGACGCCCUUUCGUCGGUGAUCAACCGCCAAGGAGUGCCCUGAGAUC